Molecule: messenger RNA, 500 nt
Organism: Physella acuta
Lineage: Eukaryota; Metazoa; Mollusca; Gastropoda; Physidae
Source: RefSeq, a predicted model, not a curated record
AAGACUAAUGGCUGAAGUCAUUGGGCCUAAAAUGACAAUUCAAUCAAAUUCAGCAUUGUUUCAAAAAGCUCUGAACUCGUGGAUGCUGCUCGGAUUUUUACUCUUAGGAUAUCUCUUAGACGAGACAGAGACUUGCUUAUCUUUGAGGGGUGCUCAGUUCUUUUCUCCCACCUGUAUGUUUGAAGGUGAAGGUUACGAGGAAGGUGACGUCAUGCAGAAGUUCGCCAAGGUCAACGGGCAACAGAUUUGCCUGAUGUACACCUGCUUUAGGGGCGCUGCAUUGUCUGUUCAAGGCCCAGAGUGUAAGGACUACAAAGGUGUGUGCCAGGAAGAAAAGACACUGUACAAGCACUACAAGGGGAGCCAACGACUUGAGUGUUUCUGUUUGGUAGAGCUCAAUACAGAGACCAAUAGUUUUGUCAAUAACAUUGUUUGCUACCCGUAUAAUUACUAGCUUGUGGGGUGCUGAAAAAUUGUGGGUGCUUUGUAAGCACUAGAUG